Molecule: messenger RNA, 2096 nt
Organism: Mugil cephalus (flathead mullet)
Lineage: Eukaryota; Metazoa; Chordata; Actinopteri; Mugiliformes; Mugilidae
Gene: adss2l
Product: adenylosuccinate synthase, like
Exons: 13
Coding region: 43-1464 (473 amino acids)
Biological process (GO): IMP metabolic process; 'de novo' AMP biosynthetic process
Cellular component (GO): cytoplasm
Molecular function (GO): adenylosuccinate synthase activity; GTP binding
Source: RefSeq, a predicted model, not a curated record
ACGCGGUAAAUUGGUCUUCCGGUUUUGCAGAAAGAGGGCAGCAUGGCAUCCGACAGCAACAUGGCCAACGUUAACGGACGAGGGACCGUCUCCCUGAACGGGGAGCCGGUGGUGAAGCGGCCACGGGAGAGCGUCCCCCAGGACCCUUCGCUCCGCACCCACAAGGAGCCUCAGAACAAAGUGACCGUGGUCCUCGGGGCGCAGUGGGGCGACGAGGGCAAAGGAAAAGUUGUGGACUUGCUCGCCAUGGAUGCGGACAUUGUAUGCAGGUGCCAGGGUGGAAACAACGCAGGUCACACAGUGGUCGUGGACUCCGUGGAGUACGACUUCCACCUGCUGCCCAGCGGGGUGCUCAACAAGAAGGCCGUCUCCUUCAUCGGUAACGGAGUGGUGAUACACCUCCCAGGUCUGUUUGAGGAGGCUGAAAAGAACCUGCGCAAAGGCAAAGGAUUACAAGGGUGGGAGGACAGACUAAAGAUCUCUGACAGAGCUCACAUCGUGUUCAACUUCCAUCAAGCUGUUGAUGGAAUCCAGGAGCAGCAGCGCCAGCAGCAAGAAGGGAAAAAUUUGGGAACGACUAAGAAGGGUAUCGGUCCAGCCUACUCCUCCAAGGCUGCUCGGAACGGCCUGCGAGUCUGUGACCUCGUUUCAGAUUUCAAGGUUUUUGAGGACAAGUUCCGUAUGUUGGCGGAACAUUUCCUGACCAUGUAUCCGAACCUCAACGUCAACAUUGACAGUGAACUGGAGCAGCUGAAGGGAUAUGCUGAGAGACUGCGCCCUCUGGUGACUGAUGGUGUGUACUUCAUGCACAAAGCUCUUACUGGACCCAGUAAGAAAAUCCUGGUGGAGGGAGCCAAUGCUGCUCUCCUGGAUAUUGACUUUGGUACAUAUCCUUUCGUGACGUCUUCUAACUGCACCGUUGGAGGCGUGUGCACCGGUCUUGGAGUGCCUCCAUCUUACGUGGGGCGAGUGUACGGCGUUGUUAAAGCAUACACCACGCGGGUGGGCGUUGGUGCGUUUCCAACGGAACAGGAUAAUGACAUCGGGGAGCUGUUACAGUCCAGAGGAAGAGAGGUUGGUGUGACGACAGGCAGGAAGAGGCGCUGUGGUUGGCUGGACCUGAUUUUAGUCAGAUAUGCCCACAUGGUCAAUGGCUUCUCUGCGAUUGCCCUGACGAAGCUGGACAUUUUGGACACACUGCCUGAGAUUAAAGUGGGCGUGGCCUACAAGGUUGAUGGACAACCUCUGCCUAGUUUCCCAGCAAACAUGGACGUUUUGACGCGGGUGUCGGUGGAGUAUGAGACAUUGCCCGGCUGGUGCUGCAGCACUGAGGCAGCUCGGAGCUUUGAGGAGCUGCCGUCGCAGGCACAGGAUUAUAUUCACUUCAUAGAGAACUUCCUGCAAGUGCCAGUGAAGUGGGUGGGAGUCGGCAAAUCCAGAGAAAGCAUGAUCAAACUCUUCUGAUCCCUCUGCCGCUUCCACACCUGCAGUCCUCGACCACAGUUCUGACAAGAACUUCAAGUUUUCAUAGGAGAAUGCAAACUCGAUCCUUUCACCAGCAAGGCUACUUGAACCUUAAGUUGCUGUUUGACAUCGAACGCGUCACAUUUCCAGUUAAUUUAUGCAUUCCACGUCAUUUCACCUAUUUAUAAGGGGGUUCAUUUUUAAACCCUGGCUUAAAUAAGUCAGUCAUUCUAUAGAUUCCUCAGUUAUUUUUAACAUUUCAGUUUACUUCUAUUCACAACUGCUCGCCACAGCCAUUUUUUUUUUUUUUUUUUUUUUUUUUUUACAUGUAUUUACAGAGCCACUGAUGAACAGAUGUAGAAACCUCUGUGUUAAGAGAGCGUCACAAUGACAGAUUAUUUUCAGGCUUUGUAAUGAAGUGGAUACUUAUAGCCAUUAAUGUGAACUUUUCUAUUGAACAAUUUUAAACAAGUCUAAAUAAAACACAUCUCCGUCUGAUGCAGUAUCGUUAGGAUCAUUGUUGAAAGAAGACCACAGCGCACAUUUUUCUAGCUUGGGAGAUAUGUUUUCCUACAUCGUCAAUAAUGUUAAAGGCUAACUGUUCUCAAUAAACUGAAACAGUGUUUAGUGUC